CUCGUUGACUGUUUACAACCUCAAUGGCGCAAGUACCGUAAUUCUUUCCAAGUCUGAUUGAAGACGGGCUCCUGUGGAUCCUGGCCAUGGAUGAAGAGUUGACGCCUUUGGACUGUCUGCUGCCCUCAGGCACACAGAGGAUCUGUCUGAUCAUUCUGAACCAGCCUCUGGAUAAGGACUACCUACACAUCCUCUGGAGUAAAGCUCUCUUGAGGGCAUGUGCUGAUGGAGCUGCCAAUCAUCUUCAUAACACCACUGCUGGAGAUCGCGACAGCUUCCUCCCCGACUAUAUCAGCGGGGAUUUUGAUUCCAUUACUGCUGAGGUCAAAGCUUUCUAUGCAGACAAGGGGUGCAGGCUGAUAGAAACCGCUGACCAGGAUCUAACAGAUUUCACCAAGUGCCUCGCAGUCAUGGUGGAGGAGAUUCGGAAGCGACAGUUGCAGGUGGAUACGAUAGUGACCCUGGGCGGUCUGGCAGGUAGAUUUGACCAGACGAUGGCAUCGGUUGAGACCCUCCACCACGCUCUGUCCAUGACUCCGCUCCCCCUGUUGAUCAUACAGGAAACGAGCUUGGCAUAUCUACUGAGACCCGGCAGCCACAGACUGGAGGUGAACACGGGUCUGGAGGGAGACUGGUGCAGCCUCAUUCCUGUAGGAGGGCCCUGCCAAACAACUACGACCGGCCUGAAAUGGAACCUGAAUAACCAGAUCCUGCAAUUUGGGAAGCUGGUCAGCACCUCCAACACCUACGAGCCCACUGCACCAGGAAACCCCAGGCAGCCUGUAACUGUGACCACAGACCAGCCUUUGCUUUGGAGCAUGGGCAUCCAGAAGAACGGGGAGUGACACAGAAGAAAUCCUUCUUCGUAAUGAAAAUGACAGGACAGAUGCAUGCACCUACUUUUCUAGAGCUGAGCUACUGCAACGUCACCAGUUUUUCCUUGUUAUUUAUAGCACGCUGUAGGAGAGGAAAAAGCUGGAAGCACUGUCAUAUUAUACAGGGCCAAAAUGUUCACUCAACUGUUUGAGACCAUGUGACAAAAUAAAAGUCAUCUCAGGUAGAACAGGACAAUAUAAAACUGACUAAAGAGCGACCAAUCUCUUCUCUGUACACCACAGUGGCCAUCCUUGUGAGGUGUUGAUACUUGAGUGGCCACUCAUCAAAUUGCUACGACUUCUAUGAUGUCAAUGGGGACCAUACUAAUUUACUGCAUCCUUGCUGUGAUGCAUCUUCAUUAUCCAAAUUUAAAUAGAACCAUUUCUAAGUUUAUUCCUGCCUCACACAUUAAAUCAUCCUCUACAUGUGUGCAGGUAUCUGGCUUGUAUUGCAGCCUCCAACGUGUGCCUUCGACAUCAUCCUGUUCAUUAGCAAUAUCUGCUAAUUAUGGAAAAUUCAGAAUGCCUAAUUUCAAAAGUGUUUGUGCCUUUUGAUGAGUUUAAUAUUGUACUUCUUAAAAAUAAAAACUACCCAAUUCUGUACAUGUGCAGUGACAGCAAGGAUAUUUGAUUGAACAGAACGGAUCAGGCUUUGGGUUUCCAUUUGUUUUAUUUACACAUCGAAAUAUAAAUGAGCACAGAAUGUAAAAAUGCCAUCCCUUCAGUCCCCCAGUCACACCAGCCCGAUAACACGUUGCACCACAGCCUCUUGUCCACAGAUGUUGCUUGACCAGGAUUUAA
Messenger RNA from Stegastes partitus (bicolor damselfish), 1676 nucleotides. RefSeq names its product thiamin pyrophosphokinase 1 (gene tpk1). Gene Ontology annotation, biological process: thiamine metabolic process; thiamine diphosphate biosynthetic process. The record is from RefSeq and is a predicted model, not a curated record. Gene Ontology annotation, molecular function: thiamine binding; ATP binding; thiamine diphosphokinase activity. The transcript has 9 exons. The coding region runs from base 87 to 845 and encodes 252 amino acids. NCBI's taxonomy places the organism in Eukaryota, Metazoa, Chordata, Actinopteri, Pomacentridae.